Messenger RNA from Saccostrea echinata, 498 nucleotides. RefSeq lists its product as uncharacterized. Gene Ontology annotation, biological process: RNA catabolic process. The coding region runs from base 27 to 464 and encodes 145 amino acids. The record is from RefSeq and is a predicted model, not a curated record. NCBI's taxonomy places the organism in Eukaryota, Metazoa, Mollusca, Bivalvia, Ostreida, Ostreidae. Gene Ontology annotation, cellular component: ribonuclease H2 complex. The transcript is spliced from 4 exons.
CGGGCCAUAACUUAUCCCGCGGAAAGAUGAACCUGGAUAAAGUAACUGUGGAAUCUGCGAAGAAAGACUCGUCAGUGCACUUCUUUCCGUGCGAAAUAAAGUACGAUGGCGAGGCUGAAGUAAGACGCUAUUUCAAUACCUCUAUCAAAACGUACAAAGAAGAAGAUAAGGAAGACACAUAUACAGCUUGCUUUCGAGGUCGCACAUUAAAUGGAAAGGUAGAAAAUGUUCCAAAUGGUUACUUGGGUAUCAUAAUGAAAGAACCAAGGCGUCCAUUUUCAGAAGAGGAGGAGAGAAAUGCCAUCGUUACCCACACGUUUGAUAAAUUCUAUUACUGGAACCUUGACAAAAAACCAUCAGCUGAUGAUAGAUACUCUCAGAUGUUGGACUGGAUUCAUCUGGCAAAAACUUUGCACAGUCCUGUUGAAAGUACAGACAGUCAAACAAGCAAUGUCAGUAUUUGACUGGAAAUUAAAGUUUUUUUGUUAUAAAAGAUUA